Messenger RNA from Plectropomus leopardus (leopard coralgrouper), 4524 nucleotides. The record is from RefSeq and is a predicted model, not a curated record. NCBI's taxonomy places the organism in Eukaryota, Metazoa, Chordata, Actinopteri, Perciformes, Serranidae.
CCUGGUCCUGCUUGGAGAGAGACGACGGCAUCAGCAGCACGGUAUUCCGGGGAAACACCAUGCAUAUAGGGCUAAAAAGACGACUGGAGCCUUACAAUAUUCCGCUUUCUUAUUUUUGAUUUCCGUUUUUUUUUUUUGUUUCGUCCCCUUUUCUCUCCCUCCCCCCCUCUCUCCUUUUCACCCAAUCUCUGACGCGCAAGGACACUACAGCAUCCAUCCACGGCAGAAACGCUCACAUAGAGCAUCCUCUGUACAGACGCACCAUCCUCCUCCUUCCUUCCUUCCUUCCUCCCACUCUCCUCCUCUCCUCUCUCCUGUUCUGUUUCUAACCCAGAGGACAUCGGGACAUCUUCUCCCCCCUCUCUUUUACCCGGAGACAUGGAUCUAUGGUUUCAUUCGAUCCGGAUUUGCUGGUGGAGGGUUUUGUUUCUGAUGAGUGUUUUCCAGGACUAUCUGAGCUCCAUGCUGGACUGCCCGCCGACCUGCAGCUGCUCUCAAACAGAGAUCUAUUGCAAUAAGUCCGACAACGGCAGGUUUUUCCCUUUACUCGCCCUGCAAGAUACUGGGAGCAAUGGGACCAGUGUUGACAUAGCAGAGUUAUUCAAAAACAUCUCCUCUAUACACAUAGAGAACUGGACGGGAUUGCAGACUCUCAGAGAUGUCGAUAUGGAGCUCUACACUGGACUACAGAGACUAACUAUCAUGAAUUGCAACCUGAGGGUGAUCCAGGCUCGAGCGUUCGCUCAGAACCCACACCUACGCUACAUAAACUUGUCAAAGAAUCCUCUCACCACUCUGUCAUGGCAGCUCUUCCAGCACCUCCAAGUCUCCGAGCUGCGCUUGGACGGUGUUGUGUUUGACUGCGGCUGUGACAUCCGCUGGAUCCAGCUUUGGCAGCAGAGAGGAGAGGCCGGGCUCCACACACAGCAGCUGUACUGCAGGAACGGAGCCUCCAAGAUCCGACUGCACAACAUGUACAUCCACAACUGUGACUUGCCAGAGAUCAGUGUGAGCCACAGCAGUGUGCUGGUGAUGGAGGGCGACAAUGUGACGGUGAGCUGCAAUGGAUCUGGAUCACCGCUGCCUGAAGUGGACUGGACUGUCAGCGGCCUGCACUCCAUCAACACACACCUGUCCAAUGUGUACUGGCCGAACAUCCACUCUAUCAACCUGACUCUUUUCAACAUCAGCCGAGAUGACAACAACUUCCAGCUGACCUGCAUUGCCGAGAAUGUGGUGGGGAUGACCAACUCCUCCAUCCAGCUCAACGUACAAUUUCCUCCUGUCAUCCUGAGACUGGCUGAGCCCGAGCAGCGCCACGAUACCUGCAUCGAGUUCACAGUUCGUGGUUACCCCCAUCCCAAGCUGCGCUGGUUUUACAAGCAAAAGGAGAUUGUCCAGAGCGAUUACAUUCGAACUGAGAUGGACUUCUACCAGGACUAUCUGGAGGGCUGUCUGACGUUUCAGAACCCAACGCACAUUAACAAUGGCAACUACACUCUGGAGGCCAGCAACCCUCUGGGGACGGUCUCCAAGACGGUGUAUGGUCACUUCCUCGUGGACCCGGGCAUCGAUGAUGAAGACAUAGUGGAACUAGUUCCUUCGACGCCGUCAGAUGGAGAUUCAGGCCGACCAGACGAAGAUACGUUUGGGGUUUCCAUCGCCGUGGGUUUGGCGGGCUUCGCUUGCGUCCUCCUCCUCGUCCUUUUUGUUCUCAUCAACAAAUACGGCCGGCGCUCCAAAUUCGGUAUGAAAGGUCCAGUAGCUGUGAUCAGUGGAGAGGAAGACUCUGCCAGCCCUCUUCAUCAUGUCAACCAUGGGAUUAUUACUCCCUGUACUCUGGAUGCCGGUCCAGAUGCCGUUGUCAUAGGGAUGACUCGAAUUCCUGUGGUGGAGAAUCCUCAGUACUUCAGGCACGGACACAACUGCAACAAGCCGACCACCCUUGUCCAGCAUAUAAAGCGGAGAGACAUCAUCCUGAAGAGGGAGUUGGGUGAAGGAGCGUUUGGUAAAGUCUUCUUGGCAGAGUGUUACAAUCUCAGUCCCACCAAGGACAAGAUGCUGGUGGCUGUCAAGACACUGAAAGAUCCCAACCUGUCGGCAAGAAAGGACUUUCAGAGGGAGGCCGAGCUGCUAACCAACCUGCAGCACGACCACAUUGUUAAAUUCUACGGUGUGUGUGUAGACGGGGACCCUCUCAUCAUGGUGUUCGAAUACAUGAAGCAUGGAGACCUCAACAAAUUCCUCAGAGCCCACGGCCCAGACGCCAUGAUCCUGGUAGACGGCCAGCCGCUGCAGUCCAAUGGAGAGCUGGGCCUUUCCCAGAUGCUGCACAUCGCCACCCAGAUUGCCUCGGGCAUGGUCUACCUGGGAUCCCAGCACUUUGUCCACAGAGAUCUGGCAACUCGUAAUUGCCUGGUGGGAAAUGGCCUGCUGGUCAAGAUUGGAGACUUCGGCAUGUCAAGGGACAUCUACAGCAGUGACUACUACAGGCGUGACAGCUGGGCUGGUUCGGACCUUGCUGGGGGCAACGCCAGCAGUUAUGAAGUACUUGCCUGCUGGGUUGGAGGACACACCAUGCUACCUAUUCGCUGGAUGCCUCCGGAGAGCAUCAUGUACAGGAAAUUCUCCACGGAGAGCGAUGUCUGGAGCUUUGGAGUGAUCUUGUGGGAGAUCUUUACCUAUGGGAAGCAGCCUUGGUUCCAGCUGGGUAACAAUGAGGUUAUUGAGUGCAUAACCCAGGGUCGGGUUCUGGAGAGGCCACGGAUUUGUCCUAAGGAGGUGUAUGACAUCAUGCUGGGCUGCUGGCAGAGGGAACCGCAGCAGCGACUGAACAUUAAGGACAUUCAGAAGGUCCUGUUCGCCAUGGGGAAGGCCACGCCAGUCUACCUGGACAUCCUGGGCUAGCAGCCACCCCGGGGGAGGCCCAUUCCUCGCCAGACAGACCGAACGACAGAGACAUACAGACAGACCAACCCACACGAAUCCAGGAAUAACCAAACCAACCUAACUCCACUGUCGAAAAACACCUACAAUGUUUGGGAAGGACUUAAGUGCCUGCAACACUUUUGGAUAUAGUGGAUAUAACGUAUUCAAAAAAACACGCACUUUUACAUUUUGUUUACUUGCGUAUAAGAUGUACAGGUUUGAAGAAGACUUUUUUUUCCUCGAAAAACUGCAAAAAUACACAAAAAUGGAGACAAAAAGGGAACUGGCAAUAGGAAAAUGGCCACAGUUUGAUCAUAUACGGAGAGAACACAUCAGAGUUAAAAUCUAUCCUGGGUUUGGUUUUAUGAAUAUAUAUAGAAAUAUUACAUAUAUUUUAUAUUUAUUUCUUUUUGUCAGGGUGUUGAAGGGUCUGCCAUGUGUGUUGCUAAGGGCUCAGCCCUGCCCCCAAGACGUCACCGACAAACUAUUGGCAGGGACUUGACGAUGGUAGCCUUACUUGCACUCUGAUUGGCUGGCACUGAGCUUUCGAUGGGAACUCUGCUUCUGUGGAAUAAUACUGGAUGGUUUGAAAAAAAACAACAACAAAGGAUCGCUCUAUAGAGGACCUACCCAAUCAGACAACCGACAAAUCUAUUUUAAUUUAAAAAAUAAUGUACAUAUUGUAAAAUUCUAUGUGUCAAAAUUAUGUUAACUUAUUUUUUCGGGUGUUAUUUUGGUUCCUUUUCUGACUGUGAUCUGGGUGGCUAAAGUAUAAAGCUAUGGUAUUUGUUUUCAUCCUAAUCCAGAGGAGCUUUUUCUAGGGUAUUACCUGUGUCAGUGCUGGUAAAUUGUCUUAUGUGGUGAAGGUGAAUGGCAGUGAAUACUGUUCGAUAAGUCAGCCAACACCGAAUCACAGAGACUCUGGAGAAUAGGGGACGACUCGGAGCCAUCAACAUGACAUUUUUCCAAAGAGGCAAUGAAGCCUCAUAUUCACUCUCUAGUCCAUUUGCUUUUUAUGACAAGAAUAAUGCGUUGAUAAGUAAUAUCUUACACCACACCCCGCGAACACAUACACACGCUUUGAGAAACCGUUGUUGUCAGUUUUAGGCUUUUUGGUGUGAAACUGCUUUUCCACUCUAAAGAAAACAUUUUUGUAACUGGAAAUAUGAUUCAAUUGUUAGCUGCAGGUGUGUGCCUCGCAUACAUAGCCUAAGCAAAAGUUUAGCAUAAAGUAAUAGUUAGACACUGUGGUAAAUAGGCUUUUUUACUCUCAUGCUGAGAGUUAGAUGAGAAAAUCAAUGAAAAUCUUCUGUCAGCUCAAUAUGAAGCUAAAACUAGGAGAUGGUUAGAUUAGCUUAGCAUAAAGACUGAAAAUGGUGGGAAAUAGCUUGUCUGGCUCUAUCAGAAAGUAAGAAAAUCCAUGUACCAGCACUUCUGAAGCUUAAAUACGUGUGUUAGCUUAAGCUAAGCUAACCCAUGGAUGUAUUAAGAAAACCUGGACACAGCACACAGGCCGGGCCCUGUUCAUUCCUAUGAGAGCUAAGCAAAAAAAAGCUCUAUUUCCACAGUAUGAAAGUACCCUGGGUUUCUGCAUCA